AUGGAGGGGCGAGUAGGGGAUGGACCUGGAGGAGCCGGCGCGUGCUUCGUUGGGGGGUUGCUUACCGUACCGGCGCCGAGCUCUCGUCGCUCUUUCCGUUACGAUGACGCUCGGCCCCCUCCUGCAGGGCAGACGCAGACGGAGAGUGGCAGUGAGGAGGAGGAUGAGGAGGAGGAUGGCGAGGGUGAGAACGAAGAGGACAAUGAGGGAAGCGGGGAUGACAGUGAGGCCGAUUGGGACCCAAAGAUGCAUGGCGGUGGGGAGGGGGGAGAUGAUGAUGAUGAAGACCACGAGAUGGAUGGGUUGGAGCCAGAGGGGCGGGAGGAGGAGGUGGGAGAGGGUGGUGGAAGGGCGGCGACAGAGGCGGGAUCACAGCAUGUGCGUGAAGGGGGAGGGAGCGUGGGGGUUAAGGUGGGGGGGAGAAAGGCCGCUAUCAUUCGGGAGCCGAGGCUAAGGAAGAGGGCGAACAAGUUGAGGGAGCUGGCUUAUCCCUGCACGUUCACUGGGGAACCCUUGGGCGAGGGCGUGAUCGCUCCGGAGUUCCUAGACGACGACGGUGGGUCCGAGAGUUUUGCCAGGGGAGACGUUUCCCCGUGGGGGCUACAAGGGAGUGCCGGAUGGCCACAUGCCAAGACUUGGCCGCAUCUCGCCAAGGAGAAAGGGAAGGCGUCUGGUGGAGGAGGUCAGGGGUCAGGCGGGAUCGAGCGGUUCAUGACAACCAAACUGACCUCGGUGCAGCUACGGCAGGCGAUCACGAAGCUGGUGGUCACCUGUGACCUCCCCUUCCGCAUCGUCGAGGCCGAGGCUUUUCGGGAGCUUUUGAUCCUGCUAAACCGCAACUGCGCGCAGAAGAACUUCAUCCCCUCGCGCUGGACGGUUUCCCGCGACACUGUGGUCUAUGCGGCUCUUCAGUCAGCCAUUGCGGAGAUGCUGGCGAAGGAGGGGGAGCUGGGGUGCAGGGUGUCGUACACCAUCGACAUGUGGACGGCGCCCAACAACAGGGCGUGGCUGGUGGUAACUGGUCACUGGGUAGACGAGAACUUCCAGCUGCGCACAAUGGUGUUUGAGUUCCGCGAGAUUCACGGGAGGCACACGGGCAAGCAGAUGGCGAGGGUGGUUGAGGAGACGGUGGUGCAGUGGGGGUUGGAGACGCGUUGUCUUGGUUUCACCUCAGACAACGCCUCUAGCAACACUGCCGCUUUCAACGCUUCUUCAACUCGCGCAUGCACUUUCGGUAAGAAAGGGAGUGUGCGUGGGAUGGUGGUUGAGGGAGUGCAGGUGCGUGCGUCAUUGUUGUGCUUGGCACACGUGAUCAACCUUGCUGUGAAGGCCGCCCUCGCAGUGAGCACCAUCCGCAAGUUGUUGAAGAUUCUGAGGGAGAUGGCGUCGUGGAUAGGCUUCUCGCCGCAGCGCUCUGGGAAGUUCUUGGGCCUUCAGCGGACCCUGAACGCGCAGGCCAACCCCGCCAAACCGAAGCCGGCAUUGAAGCUGGUGCAGGACAGCCCAACGCGCUGGGGGUCGACCCACGACAUGGUCGAGCGAGCUGGGGUUCUGCAGGAACCCAUCUCUGUCUUCUUUGCCCAGACACAGGGCUUGUCGAAGGCUGACAGGGCGAAGGUGGAGACCUUGCGCUUGACGGACGCAGACUGGGAGACUCUGCAUGCUGUCAAGACGUUCCUCAGCCCAUUCGCCAAAGUGUCAAAGGCGGCGGAGGGAGCGGCGUACCCCACAGUGUCGAUGGUGCUGCCGUACUACAACGGCCUGAUCGACGCUAUGGAGUCGCGCCUAGCCAAGGGGCCAUCGGCUACGCUGAAGCCGAUGAUUGAGGCGGCGCUGGGUCUCUUGAAGAAGUAUGAACUGAUGUCCAGCAACGAGUUGUGGAUCGCGACCUUCCUGGACCCUUCCAUGAAGGCGGCGUGGUUCGACGACCCGCAUUGGGAGACGCUGCAUCCCGAGACCGACCGGAGGGCGAGGCCUCGUCCCUCGUCAGGCGAGGUGAUCCAGCUGGUACGCGACCGCGUGACCGAGUACCAGGCCCGGGCUGCAGCGCUUGCACCUCGGCCGACCCCACUUGCCCCAGUGACGGAGGAGGAGGAGGGGGAGGCGGCGGACGACGACGAAGACGCGCAGUUUCUCCCUAGUCGCCGAAGACUUGCGGCGCGUCUGUCAGCGAGCCAGGAGGCGGGGAGGGGUGGGAUGGUGCAGGAUGACGAGGUUAGCAGGUACUUAUCUGAGAGGGUGCGGUGCGACGUGUCAGCGUUGGAGUAUUGGCGCAACGCCACCAACAUGCAGACGCUGAGGCGCAUGGCCCGGGAUUAUCUCGCCAUCCCUGCCACGUCCGCGUCGAGCGAGCGCGUGUUCUCCCUCGGCCGCAACCUCAUUUCCUGGAAGCGGCACCGCCUAGCCUCUCAGAGGACGCGAGCUGUCAUGAUUCUCAGAUCAUGGCGAGGGGGAGGAGGAGGAAACGAGGAGGAGGAGGAGGGGGAGGAGGAGGGGGCGGAGGAGCAUGAGGGGGUGGGUGCUGGCGACGCCACUGAUGCGGAGGAGCAUGGUGUUGUUGGUAGUAGCAGUGGAAUUCAGGCGUAG
Closterium sp. Naga37s-1 is the source of this 2586-nucleotide messenger RNA. NCBI's taxonomy places the organism in Eukaryota, Viridiplantae, Streptophyta, Zygnematophyceae, Desmidiales, Closteriaceae. The record is from the annotation of a GenBank genome assembly.